UCAUAGAAAUGUUGAUGGUCGUGUGUUCCAGCUUAAGGCGCCCCGCGCACGUGGGCGCCGCAUCCGCAUUGCGGAUUGGUCUUGAUUGGCCGAUCAGCGGAGGAUAUAGACCGCCGAUCCAAGCACUGGCCCGGCAGUACAACCCAGCCCCGGAGGCCCGGCCAGUGCCCGAUGAGCGGUUUUCGGCCGCCCAGCAGGAACGGAAGGAUAUUGCCACGCAGACCGGACGGAGCAGCCCGCCAAGCGACCUGUCCCCUCCUCCAACGGCAACGCCUACACCGCCAAAGAUGUCCGACCGGAGCGCCGAUCCCUCCCACUUGGACGUGUCCAACGGCGUUGAGGUGCCCUACAAACUUGACUGGAUAUUCCAACGGCUAAGGAACCCCACGUGCUUCUGGUACGUGGCCAGUCAGUGCGUCAUCUCCGCCGUCGGAAUCUUCAGCAAGAUUGUGCUGUUGUUUCUCAACAAAACCCGCGUCUACAACAAGGACCGACUGGUGAACCUGAUAUUGAAGCGGCCGCAGGGCGUUCCCCUGGUCACCGUGUCCAAUCACUACUCCUGCUUCGAUGAUCCCGGGCUGUGGGGCUGCCUUCCGAUUGGUCUCGUGUGCAACACCUUCCGAAUCCGCUGGUCAAUGGCCGCCCACGACAUCUGCUUCACCAACAGGCGGCACUCGCUCUUCUUCAUGUUUGGAAAGUGCAUUCCUGUUGUUCGUGGCAAUGGUGUCUACCAGGAGGCAAUUAACCUGUGCAUCGAGAAGGCUGCUUUGGGUCACUGGAUCCAUGUCUUUCCCGAAGGCAAGGUGAACAUGGAGAAGGAGGAAAUCCGUCUCAAAUGGGGCGUGGGCAGGAUCAUCUACGAGUCGCCCAAGAUCCCCAUCAUUUUGCCGAUGUGGCACGAGGGCAUGGAUGAUCUGCUGCCCAAUGUGGAGCCCUACGUGAUACAGCGGGGCAAGAAGAUCACCGUGAAUGUGGGGCAGCCCUUGGACCUCAAUGAAUUUGUGACGGACCUGAAAAAGCGGCGUGUACCAGAGCCCACGGCACGGAAACUCAUUACAGACAAAAUUCAGGAAGCCUUUCGGAGCUUGCGUGCGGAGACCUUGAAGUUGCACAGAGAACGCAUCUAACAAAUCAUCAUGGAGGAGCCUUGUGGCUGACAAUUGUAAUAAUAUUUAUUUGUAUAGUAUUAAGCCUAAAAUGAACCCUCGAAAGCCCUUACAAUCCAUUUAUUAUAAUUGAUUUUCCGUGUAUUAUGGUUACUUCAUCACGAUGUAUUUGCUGGAGAGGCACUUUAAGUGAAUCAGAGUGCAUUAUUAGUGUAAAUAUACAAUUGAAAUUAUUUUGAGCUGAGGGAAUAUCUGGCUGAUAAAAUAAAAACUUUAUCUUGAA
Molecule: messenger RNA, 1389 nt
Organism: Drosophila ficusphila
Lineage: Eukaryota; Metazoa; Arthropoda; Insecta; Diptera; Drosophilidae
Gene: Taz
Product: tafazzin
Exons: 5
Coding region: 9-1127 (372 amino acids)
Biological process (GO): inner mitochondrial membrane organization; cardiolipin acyl-chain remodeling
Cellular component (GO): mitochondrial membrane
Molecular function (GO): 1-acylglycerophosphocholine O-acyltransferase activity
Source: RefSeq, a predicted model, not a curated record